CAGAGGAGGCCACCUGGAGCUGUUGGGGUGUCCGCUCCCUUGGGGGCCCCGCCCGCGGUGGGCGAGUCUGCGGGCCUUGUCUACACCGUCCCUCCCCUUCCUGUGUGAGGAAGAGACUCCGAUUCCCGCAGGCACGAGGCUCCCUGACGUUGCACCUCCCUAUCGCCAGGGUGGCCAGGUGUGCAAGCUCUGGGCACCUUAAAGCAGUUUGGGGGUGUAUCGUCACGGGAGCGCAAUCCCUUGGUGGGCCCUUCCUCUUGCCUGCCGCGGAGACACAGCCGUGAAGGCUGGAGCUGGAGCAGCCCCUUUGUGCCACGUGGGGGUAACCUGUGGGGCAGCUGCUGUCCCCCACGGCCUGUGGGAAAGAGAAGUAGGCACCUCCCCUGGUAAGCGUAAGCUGCCUCUUCCCUGUGCGCUCCCCGCCGAUGUCUUCCCUCCGCCUCCACUUUGCCUUUGGAAGACGAGGAUUCGGGAAGAUUUCGGGCAAGUAUCAUGUCUACGUUCUCUUAGAUAAGAUUUAAAUUCAAAGCAUGACAAGAUGUACAUACCUGCACGUACGUGUGCACACGUGAGAGAUGCGGCGCGGUGGGCGAGAGUGAGCGUGUGCUGAAAUGGCUUCUGCCCGGACACGAUUCUGACCCCGUUUCGCCCGGGAUCUGCAGUCACGCGGGGACCGGAGGGAGAAGGCUCGGGUCUCGUCGGCCAGCUGUCAGCUCCACAGUGUCCUGAAACGUCUCCGUUUAUUCAGGGGGACGCGGGGCACCGCGCACACGGCGGUUAUAAAACAUUUAUUCCCCCCAAGGAAGCAUCUGCCAACGUUACGUAGUAAGAGAUUUUCCAAAUCCUGGAGCAUGAAGUAUUAAAACUCCUUUUCCUCGCGCUGCAGCGUCUCAGGUUGGAGAAUGGAGCACAGGCUUCUUUGUUCGACGGACGGGGGUUCAUUUAGUGAAGACGAUUCGGGUCAGGCCCAACCCGCUCUUCCCCUUCCUCCGCCUGAGACCCGAGUGUGGACCUUGCGGGGUGCCCCGUGUCCCCCAAGAGCAUCUCCUUGUCCUUGCUGUGACCCAGGCCCCACGAGGACAGCACCGAGCACUGCGGCAUCGCCCAUGAGGGACACGCUGCACCCGCAGGACCGUCCCUCGUGCCCCCUGAGUGGCUUCCUUCCAGGUGCACCAGCGCCCACUGCAGCAGGACCUCCCUGAUGUGCCCCCCACGCACCCCCCACAGCGUCUCGGUCCCGUGACGUGGCCACGCCCACGUGUACCUCCCUCAGCCCGGCUGCACCGACUCGGGCUCCUCAGUGGCCGCCCUGGGGCAGCGAGGGGGGCUGCUCCUCCGGGCCCACAGCGUCAGGCCUCCUAACGCUGUGCCUCCGCACGGGGGCGGGAGGUGGCCUGGGUUUCUGUCCGUGAGAAUUCAAAGGUUUGUUCCUCCAAGGCCACCAGCUCUUGUGAAACUGGAUUGUUCUUUUGUUUGUUUUCAACAAGCGACCUUGAGAGUGUGUCUGCAUGCGUGUGGGUGUGUGCAGGUGGGUGUGUGCACGGGGGUGGGUGUGUGUGGGUGGGUGUGUGUGUGUGUGACACACCCGCCCGCACUUUUCUGGAACAGCAUCGGCGUCACCCGGGCUUCAGGACGCGCAGCCGUGAACGUGGUUGUGUCUCGUCUCCGCGGUGCCUCGGGCUGUUUCCUUCCCACGGCUCCUUUAUCCUGCGUCUCUUUAACGUCCUACUUUACUCUCUUCCUGUUUUUAAAGACUGAGCUUUCAGGCUUCUUCAUUGAUCGUAGAAUUCAUUUUCGACUAAUUUCUUCUGUACUUGCCCGCUCGCCCCUUUUUGUCACUUAGCGCGACUUCUUGGGUGCUUGGCUCGCUUCCUUCCACCCCUCCUAUGAGCCAACCGACCAUGAGCAGAGGCACGGGCAGGUGCGCGGCGGGCGCACAGCGUCGGGGCGGAGACCGCGUGGCUCCUCGGCCACCUUCCACAGCGGGGAUCUCCGCGGCGUUGUCUACGGGACGUCCUGGAACGAGAGCUCUCGGGUCUCCUCUGGAGCAACAGGCUCCGAAGAAGGACGUGGGACAGUUCCGGCCGCCCCGGAUAUCCGGCACGGUUUGCUGUCACCUUCAUAGUGUCACCGAUCCUGUGGACGGGACGCAGCGAUCCAGCCUGGCUUCUGCUUGCACGUCCUUACUGACGCCCCGUGGGACUGCGGGACUGCGCAGCCGGCUCGGCGGAGGGUCCGGCCCUGGCCUUUCGCCUGUUCGCGGAGUCAAGCCAUCUGUCCCUUGGCGAUGGGGUCACGGCUCCUGGCACAUCCCGCGGACAGGCCUUCCCCCACGGGCUGUGGGGCGGGAACGUGACCUGCCCUCCGCCGAGUCCCCUGGGUUUGCAAGCGGGUCAGCGUCACCUGCACAGGUGCAGGCUGCCCACGGGGCCGUGGGGUGGAGGCCUCCGCGUGGCUGGAGGGACGGGCCUUGUUCCGUGGCUGCUUUCGGGCUCCUCUGUGGCUCCUCCACACGGCUGUUUCUGGAACCUGCACUUUUUUGAGGUUUUCAGCCCCGUGGGUCAUCUGCCAGUGAGCCCAGAGCUGCAGAGCCGGGGAGCAGCCUCAGCGGGCACGGCCAGAGCCCCCACGCCACCACCUCAGCCCCCCCCAGAACGGGGCCGCGCCCCUGUUUCUGGCGCCAGGACGAGGGAGACGGCAGCCCUGCCCCUGUGUCCUGCGCCCUCCCGCCCCACAGAACCACUGACACUAGAUUCAAGAGGCAGCGUCUUUCGGAACCGCUAAGAAUUCAUUUGACAAAGUAAAUGUCAGGGGUCCGACUGGCUUUGUUCAAUGAUUCAAGAACCGGGU
Molecule: messenger RNA, 2850 nt
Organism: Canis lupus familiaris (dog)
Lineage: Eukaryota; Metazoa; Chordata; Mammalia; Carnivora; Canidae
Exons: 3
Coding region: 1887-2543 (218 amino acids)
Source: RefSeq, a predicted model, not a curated record